Colias croceus (clouded yellow) is the source of this 817-nucleotide messenger RNA. RefSeq lists its product as uncharacterized. Gene Ontology annotation, biological process: negative regulation of smoothened signaling pathway. Bases 159 to 662 code for a protein of 167 amino acids. The record is from RefSeq and is a predicted model, not a curated record. The transcript has 3 exons. Lineage: Eukaryota; Metazoa; Arthropoda; Insecta; Lepidoptera; Pieridae. Gene Ontology annotation, cellular component: ciliary membrane; Golgi apparatus.
CUGUCACUUUAGACAUUGUUUUUGUAUUCGAGGAGUUUAUUUCGUAGGUACUUAAUAAAUAAAAAAUAAAUACAAAUUCAGCCCAUCAAAAGACAUGGUUAAACUAAAUGUGAUGUAAAAUAAAAUAAAGUUUGUUCAAUCGUUACUAAACUUUCACCAUGGAUAAAUUAACAGUAAUAUCCGGAACCCUUUUCAUGGCCGCAGACGUAUUUGCUAUUGUGAGUCUUGCAAUGCCCGAUUGGAUAAUAACAGACGUUGGAGGGGAUACCAGACUGGGCUUAAUGUGGUCAUGUAUUACUUUGUAUAAUCGCCCUCAAGUUUGUUUUACUCCAGACCUUCAACCUGAAUGGUUACUGGCUUUGAUUUGUAUAUUCAUAGGAUGCAUAUGCAUAACUACUACAGUUAUUCUUUUAGCAUCAAGCCACUUUGACCGCAAUGUCAUUCCAUAUGCAAGAUGGGUUGGAUUUGCUGCAAUGGUAGUGUUCUGCCUUGCAGCUGUUAUAUUUCCAAUGGGCUUCCAUGUUGAUGAAAUUGGAGGUCAACCUUACCAAUUACCUAACAGCCAUCAAGUGGGAAUCUCUUACAUAUUAUUUGUAUUAUCAUUGUGGAUUACUGUGAUAUCUGAAUUAUUUGCAGGAAAAGUAUGUUUGCCUCACUUUUAGAUGUAAAAUUAUUUACUUUAAUAAAAAAUUUUUUACUUUAAUUAGGUUUUAAGUGUAUGUAAGUAAUGGUGUUUGUUGGUAUUUAUAUGUUAAUGAAUUUUAAUUAAAACAUUCCAAUUGUUAAUAAAAAUUAAAGAUCUGAUAUACUUAAGUUA